GUGCAAGGUGGAAACUAAACAUGCUAAAUGCUCGGGGAUUUUUUUUGUAUAGCGUAGCAACAUCGCAUUAUUGUAUGAGAACACGUCCGACAGCAUCAUAGUUGGACGCAACAUAUUCAGACAAAAUUGGAGUGCAAAUAUGGAAUUCUCUAGUCCAGAUAUUCCACAUAAGCUUGCAGCAAUACAGCAUGAAAUAUUGUCGUAUACACCAGGAGAAAAUGCGUCCUGUGAUGAUAAACGAGUGUUUUUCCCUUCCAAGCUUACCAUUGGAGUGAUUGAUCCAUAUUGGAAUUCACCGAACAUAGUGCCUUACAUUCGUCGUGCCCUUCAUGGGGAUGUGAAACAGGAAAACAAACCAGAACCUACAUCUUCCCAAGCCGAGCAGAUAGAUCUGACAUCUUCUGUUGCCGUCAUAGAGAAAUAUGGAUUAGGUACAUUCACAAAAGAUGUUGAAUACCUUGCGAGGAAGGUCGGACGCAUCGCUCUGUUUGUUCACCCUAGAAAUGUUUCAUCUUACUCCGGUUGGAUAGAUACAAUAAAGAAAAUUACGGAUGAUGUUCCCCUCGUUGGUAUUUACGCGGACGUCGGGGGUAAUGUUAAUGAAGCAACAAUUGAAUUAAAGAAACAUGGAAUUCACGACAUCUACAAAGUACCCGUAUCUAAUGCUCACUUCACCGAUGGGGACCGGCUGCCAUGGCUUGAGCUUCUAUUCGCAUGCAUCCAAGAAGGGGAAAGGGUGAUUCAACACAAUGCUCUCAGUCUCAUAAGAGAAAUUGAACAGAGAAAACAGGAGAAUGAAUCCCUUAGAAACAACACUAAACAGCUAGAGAGUAAGUUAGAACAAUCCCAAGCUACUCAGGAUACCAUGAAAAAUGAGAUCGCGAGACUAAAGAAGGAGAUUUCCAAGGAGAGGGGGAAGUCAAAGGAAAUGGGAGUAUCGUUGAGCGAAAAUAAGAAACGGGCCAAAAAUGAUAUAGAGACAUGCAGGCAGGAGAGGAUUGUGAUGGAAAAGGAGAUGAGGCGAAAGGACCAACAGUUGCUAAACCUUAAAACAAAACUGAAGGGUACUGAGCAGAAUGGGAAGACUUUGAAAGAUGAGAUAGAUAAAAUGAAAACAGAAAAGAGUGAGUUAAGCAAAAAGGCUGAUGCCGAGAAGGACUCAUUGAUGAAUAAAUUGGCCUCUUUCAAAAGGAAGAUAGAAGAACAAAAACGGAACGAGACCACUCUUUUACAGAAUAUCGAACAACUCAAGGCUAGAAUAGAUGAAAUUGAAAAAGAACAACCCUCUGUGAACGCGGAGAAAGAGCAAGAGUUAGAGUCUUUGCAGCAACAUGAAAAGUCAUUGCAAAGAAAACUUCUGGAGAAAGAGCGCAAAGUAAAAACUCUUACACAAAAAAUUGAUCAAUUAACAGAAAAGCAUACGCAGGAUACGAAGAAGAUGGAGCGAGAGCUAGAGUCUUCGCAGCGACGUGAGAAGUCAUUGCAAGGAAAAAUUCAGGAGAAAGAGUGCAAAGUAAAAACUCUUGCUCAAAAAAUGAAACAAUUAACAGAAGAACAUAAGCACGAUACAGAGAAAAUGGAAAAAGACAAGCGUGUAUUGGCAGCGGACAUGAAGGAAAGGGAAACGUCUUUGAUGCAAAUCAACUUGAAACUUGAAGAGGAAAGACGAUAUUUGGAAGAAGAGCUUAAGAAACUGGAGUCUCGGGAACAAGCUCUGAUUAGGACUGUGGCAGAGAAAGAGCGCGAAGUGGUGUCCUUCAAGAAGAAAACAGAAAGAUCCCAUAGAACGUGGGAGGAAGAAAGGACUCGAUUUGAAGAGGAAAUAUCUUCAUUGGAAUCAAACUGGAAAAUGGAACGUGAUACACGACAGCAGCGAACAUGGCGCAUGGAGCAACUUGAACGUGAGGCAAAGAAGCUUCGAAACAAGAUCCAAAGAGAAAGUGAAAUACGGCAUUGGGAAAAGAAGACUCAACGGCGAUGGAUGCAGAACUUCAUCACAUGGGUGUCUCCAAGGAAAGAUAAUCUUCAUGAGCCGUCAAUGUAUUCGAACAUGUCUAAUGCAAUGGGAGGAAUGUACGGGGAUGCCACUUCCCAAACAAGUCUCAGAGAAGAGCCCCCAAAUGAUGACUUCGCACAAAUCUUAAAGCAAAUCGCCGACUAUCUUUACGACGAUGCCAGCAUUGACAGUCUUGGUGGCCAGCUUGGUAUCAUCCAAGGAGACAUUGAGAGGGCGAUCAAAACCAAUAUGAGGUUUCACCAGAUUACCAGUGACGGAACCUAUGGCAUGCUGAAGCAAUGGAGGAGAGGCGUAUCUCCGGAAGAUGAACGGAUAGAAAUGAAGAGGGCACUUGUGGCUGCCAAGUUGACGAAGCUUGCCGAAGAUCACUUUCCAGAGGAGGGUUCAUCAGGUUUUGAAGAUGGACGGACCGAUGUAUUGCACUUCCGGUGAGACAAUUAAUG
Molecule: messenger RNA, 2460 nt
Organism: Lytechinus pictus (painted urchin)
Lineage: Eukaryota; Metazoa; Echinodermata; Echinoidea; Temnopleuroida; Toxopneustidae
Product: trichohyalin-like
Exons: 7
Coding region: 140-2449 (769 amino acids)
Source: RefSeq, a predicted model, not a curated record